Diaporthe batatas is the source of this 6784-nucleotide messenger RNA. RefSeq lists its product as uncharacterized. Bases 998 to 5824 code for a protein of 1608 amino acids. Gene Ontology annotation, cellular component: cytoplasm. The record is from RefSeq and is a predicted model, not a curated record. The transcript is spliced from 3 exons. Gene Ontology annotation, biological process: signal transduction; regulation of GTPase activity. Lineage: Eukaryota; Fungi; Ascomycota; Sordariomycetes; Diaporthales; Diaporthaceae.
GCCCCUCCAACAGCACCCCCCCUCCACAACACGCGGUAGACUGACUACCCGUGGAUUGACGCCUGCCUCUCACAGGCAGACAGGCCCGUCGCAAUUUUCAUUCCUUUUCACUCCCUGCCUUGUUAUAGUCUUGUCUGCCCUUUUCCCUCUGUCUGCGGGCAACUCUCUCUCAACCUUGGUUUUGGUCUUGGCGGUCUGUAAUAAUUACCAUUGAUUGAUUCCCUCCCAUCCACCCCCUCCGACCAGGUUCCCACCCCUCUCGAUUCGACUUUCCUUGGCUGAGGCCUGCAGCAGCAUUCCCGGCGGUACUGCAUAGGCCACAUAGGAUAGAUUUUCCUAGUUGUCGUUUUCGCGACGGCACACACACUCUCUCUCUCUCUCUUUCUUUCUCUCUCUCUAUCUCUCUCACGCAGUGUACCGACGCCCAGGGCCAAGGAUUGAGCCUCUUGCGCUCGCCUCGCCUUGCAAGCGGCCGGCUAAGCUGGCUCUCCUGUGCCGCUCCAAACAGCCCAAAACCGAGAUCCAGGAUUGUCAGGGUCAUCCAGGCACGCCUCGAAACACUCGGUCUCCCAGCACCUGCAGACCUGCAGCACCGCGGCACUGCAUAGUGGUUAAGCUCUGACCCUCGGCUCCGGGAGGUACUGGCCAGGACAGGACUGGACUGGACAGGACUGGACAGGAUCAGGAACGGGAUAGGACAGGCAAAAGGCAACGCAGCUUGCUGGGGUCUCCUACACUGUCAGACGGGGGGUCCCUUCUGCCCUUUCUGGCCAGUGACCCCAGGGCGAGACCUGGCGACCCGGCGACCAGGCGACCAGACGACCAGACAGACACCAGGCCCGGUCUGGUCUCCAGUCACACACUCACAACACCCCCCCCCCCGAGUCCACUCCAGAUUCGUCGCGUCGCAGACUGCCCGACCCGGCCCUGAGCCCUGAAGCAAUCUGGCCCACGAGCCGGCUGUCGAGGUCCCUGAGGUCCCCUCGCAUAGAGGACCAUGUCGCAGCUUUCGCACCAGAGUAGGGAACAUCCGUCUGAUGCCCACGCCUACUCUUCUCCCUCCCCCCGUCCGCCACCGCCGCAGCGGCCUCACCAUCAUCUUCAACACGGCCAAUCUCACGCCCGUCUCCAGCCUCAACUUCAACCUCAACCUCCUCACAGUCCCGGCCACUCUUACUACGCCCCCGGCCCUCCCUACACUCCUGUGUCACCCACCAGUGCAUCCCAGCUCGACUAUGCCCAGGACAGCCCUACCGUAGGCCGAGCUCAGGUCCACCACAUUCGAGGCCCUCACUCUGGGCCCAUCCCUAGCCCCAUCACCAUCGUGCCCCUUGGCGGUGUUCAUGCCUCAGGUUCAGCUUCUGGCUCAGGUUCUGGCUCAGAUUCACCAGCAUCCGGCUCCGGCACCCUGACCUCAUCUGCACCCACUAGUCCCUUGCCCAGCGCUGGCCCCAGAUUCCGGAAACCUGCACCCAGCCCGCUGCAUAAUACUACGGCCAUCUCUCCUCCCAACAGCCCCAGUCCUAGGAAAUCACAUUUCCAGAUCUCCUUUGGCGCACACGGCUCGCCCAUUAAUUCACCAACCACGCCUUUGGCCUCGCAGACAAGAAGAGCCCCACAGGCCGCGGAACCAUUACCGCGACAAAGAACGGUAGAAAGCAUCGAUACCGAGAAGUCCUACUACCACAGCGAUUCCUCGGGUACAGCAACUCCUGACGACAACAAGACAGCACCUGGAUCCUCGUUGCCCCCACGACUCGCGCAUGACAGCAGAAGCGUCUCCGACCCCGUGAAGAAGCCACUUGGGGCCUCGACCAACUCAUCUUCCCAGGCCAUGCCUGGGUCCUCGAGGAUGGAGAAGGUGAAGGGCGCUCCAAGGAACUCCUCCAUCGACUCAGCCAUCUCCGCCAUUUCCACCGGGUCCUCGACCCCCAAGAACUCCCAAGAUGGCUCCUCGAGCCCUGCCGAUAUCUCAAAGCUGAUAAAGGCUGCCGGCUCCCCCGAGGCGGUAAUACAAUAUUUGCUGAAAGAGAAGAACUCGCAGACACAACAGAACUCGCAGCUAUGGCGUCUCGUGGACAAGCAGAGGGCCAUGAUACUUGGCCUCAACAAAGACCUGGAGCGAGCCCUGAAGGACAAAGAAAAGUACAGGAAGAAGCUCAAGGAGGUUAUGACCUUGCAGACCAUCCCUUCGGUCUCCUCAGCUUCGGCAGUGCAGGGCCGAGAAUCUCCCGCCAGCCUCGCACCCGCGGACGACGACGACGACGAUACUGCGAAGAAGGCUUCCCCCGACGUGCCCGCGUCGCCCAGUGUCGAGUCCGAGAACAUGAGACAUUCUCCCAUCGAUGUUUCGAUGGCACCAUACCCGAUCACGCCGCCAGCAGAUCAAUGCAGCAAUGGUCCUCCUUCCGCCGUGGGUGAAAUGCUAGAUCCCUCACAUUCUAUGCCCGAAGCGAGCGAGCACGCCCUGGACAAUUUUGAUCACGACGCCCAAGAGAGGGCAGCCGAAGUGUCGAAGGAUCUUGCCAGUUCGAGUAACGACAUUCCCAUCAAUUUCGCACUGCCACCUUCGAGAUCUCUGCCAGAGCGUCCUCCGCCUCCCCAGGGUGCGCUACCGGCACCACCGCGGCAAGCUGCUCGCUCAGAACUCGACGCCUUUAUCGACGAGGACGGCACCUCACGCUUCCCAUCUGUACCAGCACCGCCUCCGAGAAAACCACCACCGGCACCUCUGCACCUCAAGGACCAAGAGUCCGGCCCCGCCUACCCGGCAGAUGAGGAUUCUGAGAGUGACUCGGACUUUGACGAUAUUCUCGAGGUCAAUGAGAUUGCAGCGGAAAAGCGCGGCCGUCGGAGGACACGGCAGGAGGACGAUGAGCUGCGUGAAGUCCUCGUGCUAAAAGAGGCAGAGGCGCGGAGCAUCUCCAAGAAGAGCAAGGGUAGCGCGAAGGGGCCGCCGGAGGAGCCCACCCCACAACUAAACAUGGCGCAGAGCUCUCCAAGGGCGCUGAAUAGGCCAAACGCCCCGGGCUCUCUUGCAGGUAUGCUGGAUAAUAACAUGUCCAGCACUGCCCUGCCUCUGCGUAGCCCUGGAUUGCCUCUGAGUCCUCGGCCCAUGCAGUUGGGCGAGGGGCCGAGCUCCCCACCUCAGUCGCCACGGCACAACGGCCUUGCGGUGCCCCUAUCACCUCGUGCUCCCCGGCAAGCAAUCCCCCUGCCCCCAAAUACGCCUCUCCAGACUCCACCGGGCGAACCGCUUGUUUUGAAGUCGCCACAACCCCUGAACAUUGUCAAGGCCGCCGUUGACGGGGAGGCCGCUAGCAGUCCAACUUCGGAGAGUCGUGUGAGCCAGACUGAGCGAACCAGAAUUUUCAAGGGCUUUGUUACCGAGGAGUACCCCGACCUUCUACUGCCACCAAACGCCAUACCUUCUGUUAUUGUCAAAGUUGCGUCGUCGAGGAUGAAGCCGUCGCGCGCAAGCUUGAUUUCACUGACACAACUAGAGGAGGAUCCCGUGUUCACAUUAGCAGUCAUCUCGCGAUCCGAAGGCGGAGAACUCUGGCGGGUCGAGAAGGACUCGGUAUCCCUCGCAAAGCUGGAUCAGAGGCUUAAGCAGUGUGCAGCAUUCACCGCGAAGACCCCAGACCGGACAUUGUUCAGCGGCCACGCUCCGGCAAAACUCGAUGCCCGCCGCCAAGCCCUGGACCAGUAUCUUGACGAAGCGCUCAACACUGCAUUCGACACCCCUAGCGCCAUAGAGCUAUGCAAAUACCUGUCUAGCAAUGUUCUGCCUCCGAAUGCUGAUGAAAUGGGCUCGUCGACAGGCCCGUCUGACGAAGGAGGACCUAGACUGGGACCUGGCGGCCGACAGUUCAAGACCGGCUACUUGACCAAGAGAGGCAAGAACUUUGGCGGUUGGAAAGCGAGAUUUUUCAGCGUCGAAGGCCCUCAGCUGAAGUACUUUGAGACGCCCGGGGGAGCACACCUGGGGACUAUCAAACUUCCAGGAGCUCAGAUUGGCAGACAAUCCCAGCAAGGCGGAGACGCGCCCUCGCCGUCACGCCCCACCGACGAGGCCGAGAACCAAUAUCGCCACGCGUUCCUCAUUUUGGAGCCCAAGAAGAAGGAUCCCAGUGCCAUGACCAAACAUGUGCUCUGCGCUGAGAGUGACAAAGAACGCGACCAAUGGGUAGAGGUCUUACUGCAGUGGACCAACUUCAAAGAGGCGGACGACGACAACAAGCGCGACCAUGCUCAGGACCGACAGAACUCGAACCAAGUGAAGGGUGCAAAUGCGAAGAAAAAGCUGCACCCCCGCCCUCAACCACAACAGUCCAAAGACAGCGAGGACGCUUUGAUCGGUGUUAGCUACGACACCACAAAGCAGGGCGAUGUUCCGAAAAUGGGCGGCCACGACCUCCCGCAGCCUUCUCCAGCGGCGGCGAUGGGACCCCAGUCGUUGUACAGCAUCUCUGCUCCACGAGAUCCACAAGUGAUAUCUGACAUGUCCAUGUGGGGCAAUAAGAUGGGUGGUCUCAACAUUCCUCCCGGCUUGGACGAGAAGAAAGUGAAGAAGCGUAGUUUCUUCGGCUUUGGGCCAAAGCAGAGGUCCUCGAGCGAUGGGACUGACUCCCUCUUCGGUGAGAGCUCUGGAUCCCCAGGUACUUCAGCGGGCUCCAGGGAGGUGUACUCUGGACCCGUCCGCCGGACAUUUGGCGCUCCUCUCGCUGAAGCGGUGCGUUAUAACUCACCUAGAGACAUACGGGUACCGCUGCCGGCUGUGGUCUAUCGCUGCAUACAGUAUCUCGAAGCCAAGGGAGCCAUCACCGAGGAAGGCAUUUUCCGUCUCAGCGGCUCCAACGUCGUCAUCAAAUCGUUGAAGGAGCGCUUCGACAAUGAGGGUGACAUUAAUCUGCUCGCAGACGAGCAGUACCAUGACAUACACGCCGUUGCCUCCAUGCUCAAGGCCUACCUGCGGGAGUUGCCGACAAGCAUAUUGACUCGGGACCUGCACUUGGACUUUGUCGCAGUUACCGAGAUGAGCAGCCAAGCUGAAAAGAUCGUUGCGCUGAACGAGCUCGUCACCAGACUCCCACAGGUCAAUGCCACACUGCUCAAGUACCUGAUUGCCUUUUUGAUCAAGAUUAUCAACCACGCCGAUCGCAACAAGAUGACCGUCCGCAACGUCGGCAUCGUCUUCUCGCCAACGUUGACUAUUCCUGCUCCAGUGUUUGCCCUUUUCCUGCAACAUUACGAGGCCAUCUUCGGCAUCGUUCCCGAGGAGUACGAACUGCCCACACCAGCAUCGUUCGAAGAGCAACGUGGGAGGGAGCCUGCGCUCGACCUUCCACCCAGGCCAUCAACAUCUAGUGCAGCCAGAGAAUCUCCGCACCGUCACCGUCUCGCUGAGGCACUUCAGGAGGGACGAAGGGGCAACACGCCCCCUCCUGCCGGGUUGAAUCCCUUGGGCGGGUUCACGCAAGCGAGAUCCACACCGACUCCACCUCUCGUCCAACAGCGCACCUACGAACCGUCUUACUUGGCCCAGCAAAGUGUUGGCGGCCCUAAUGUCCAGAUCCGUCCUGCGUACGAGAGCAUGUUGAUGGCCCCCGGCCCUGACGCCAGUCAAUUCUACGCGGCACAGCAGCGUAUGGUCAACCCCGGCUACGAUCGACCCAUUUAUGAGACCGGUGCCGCCGCAUACGAUCAGCCACAGUCCGUUCGAGCUAGCCGCAGGGAAAGCACCAUGAUGAUGAUGGGCCCUCCGAGGGGUCUCACGCCACAAAGCUCCAUGGGUCGUCUCAGAGAGGACCCUCAAUUCUGAUUUAUGCACACGAAGUCUCACGAAUGCCAAACUCUCAGCAUCCGCUCUUGAUGGAGCACCACUAGCAAGGAGCAUGAUUUUCCACGAAUUGCUUCGAUUCUAUUUUGUCAUCCAAGAUACCACGCAGUCGUUCCCGCCCAGCGCCCAUCAUACCAAGCAUCCACAGUGUUGGCGGUGGCUCUCGGGGCUGCCCACCCCCCCAAAACCCGCGAACCCACAAACAUAAAAUCCGAAUGUCGAUCGAGCAACCAUGAGCCUACGGACUGGCGCCAUAGCGAUAGCGAAUCUUUCAAACACCGCACACAAUACUAAUAAUCAGCUAAUCACGCUCACUCACCUCACACCGGCCUCCUGGAUGAUACCACCAUCAGAACGGCGUGGAGCAUUGGCAUUGAUUGCUUUGGGCUAUUUCUCUUGUAUUUCCUUUGCCACUUGAAUAUCUUAUUCUUCUUUUUGGAAAUAUCCAUGAUACCUGGAGGGAAGAUGGGGAAUGGGAUGAGGCCCGGGGUAACGGGAAGGAAUGGCGCCCCCCAGGGGCAACACAAACAACAUGUAUAACAUACAAAUUUAUGCGUCCCUACCAAUUUAGCCAUUCAGGCUCGGAGUUGAACAGAGAUAGAGCGGAUUCCUGGCGGUGAAUGUCAGAUCUCCCCUCUCUUCGAGGGAGAUGGUGAAGGUGGCUCUUUCGUCUUUUGUUUUUCUAUUUUCUCUCUAUUCGGAUUUCUGCACGGUGUUCGAUGGUGUUAAGCGUCGGCCCUCGUUUACUUCUUCUCUUUCCGGUCACAUAGGACCGGCCUGCCGCUGCUGGUGCCUACGACACACCCAUAUAUCUAUGCACCCCCGGGGCGCUUGACAUGUUGUGGUUGGAUCUUGCAUGUCUCUAUCUCUGUCUCGCGGGAGAGGUAGCGAGGAGUGACGAAAAUUAUACAAAGAUAAAAUGGAAGAUGUUUAAUUUGCUCA